This is a messenger RNA of Leguminivora glycinivorella, 510 nucleotides long. RefSeq lists its product as uncharacterized. Bases 1 to 510 code for a protein of 169 amino acids. The transcript has 4 exons. Lineage: Eukaryota; Metazoa; Arthropoda; Insecta; Lepidoptera; Tortricidae. Gene Ontology annotation, molecular function: serine-type endopeptidase activity. The record is from RefSeq and is a predicted model, not a curated record. Gene Ontology annotation, biological process: proteolysis.
AUGUCCCCUAAAAUUAUGGAUGCUGAUGUUUGUUUUGUUAUAGGUUUUAAUCACUUAGUGUCCUACGGCGGAAAACCAGAAUUACCUCAAGAUGGAAUCUUUCCAUUCAUUGUAUACUUUGAAUCUCGGUCUCGAGGCAUCUGCGUGGGGUCUCUGGUGUCCCGCGUCGUCGUACUUACAGCUGCGGUGUGCGUUACCGGACCUAAUGGUGAAUUAGACGACAAGCGGCCGAUCACCGUAGUUACUGGGACUAACUACCGACACCCCUCAAGAGGCGUUCGGGUGCAAAUCAUCAGAGCCGUGAUACCUAAACUCCCAAAAGACAGCGAUACAAGAAAGCAGAUGCUGGAGGCGUCAGUAGCUCUGCUCCUGCUGAGGAAACGUAUUCCUGACGCCAUGGUCGAGCAGCCUCUCAGGGCCAUCGGCAUUGACUACACUGAAGACUUGACUGGCUCAGAGUGCGUCACAGCUGGGUGGCAUUUCAUGUAUGCAGAGGUAGUCCAUACUUAA